UUUCACAUAUGUGGCAACGUUUUUCAAUACACCUAUCGGUUUCAGGCUGAAUUAACUGUUGGGAUAAGUCAUGAUAUGAAUUGGCCCGAGUGAUUGAAAAUACGUUUGUAUUAUUGGAUAUCAUUACUCAUAUGUACUUUCAAGUGAGUUUAAGAUAAAGUAGCGGGGGAUUAUCCACCGAUGCCAAGUCAAAGUUGUACAAAAAUGUUGAAUAUAGACAUAAGCAAUAGAUCAGUUGCUGAACAGUUCGAUAUCCAACUUCCUGCUGGAUUUGCUGCAAUGGAAACGCAAGUGGCUGGUCACACAUUUGAUACAGCUCCAGUAGGCCUUUUACAAGAUAGCAGUGGCUGUGUACUUAAACCAUUAGGUAAGCCAGAAUGUGGCGAACGUGAACUAAAUUUUUACGAAAAUUUGCAACAGGCUGAAAAAUCAAACGAUUCAAGAUCAUUAUUGCUGCCGCUACGUUCACUUGUGCCCAAAUACCAUAAAAUGGUAAAAUUAGUUGUUAACAACCGUCAGCAUACUUUCCUAAAAAUGGAGGAUCUCACAUACGGCAUGCAAAAACCUUGUAUAAUGGAUAUUAAAGUCGGAAAACGUACUUGGGAUCCUAUGGCAUCAGAGCACAAACGUCGCGUAGAAGAACAAAAAUAUGUACGCUGCAAGCAGGUGUUGGGUCUUUGCGUACCAGGUUUCCAAGUAUAUACACUUAAAGAGAGCAAAGUACUUCGCUACAGCAAAGAGUAUGGAAAAAAUUUGGAUGCUGACGGUUUCCGCGCCACUAUUGCGCUCUUCAUAAAUGCUCAAAAUGGAAAAGUUUACAGACCACUUGUAUAUGAAAUACUCAAACAACUAUACAGAAUAGAAGACUGGUUCAAGAUGCAAACACUUUACAAUUUCUAUGCCAGUUCCUUAUUAAUAGUUUACGACUUUGAAAAGUUGGUAGAAUACUUAAAACAAAAAGAUUUAGAUCAUUGUAAUGGGGUGCAACAAUUGGCCAAUGGCGAUGGACAUAACAAUUGCAGCGCACAUAUAAAUAUAAAAAAAAUCCCCGAGGGAUAUUCUCCAAGUAUUGCACAGUGGGUUAAAGUAAAAAUGAUAGAUUUUGCGCACGUGUUCCCCGCCGAAAACCAAUCAUUAGAUACCAAUUAUAUUUUUGGAUUAAAAAAUUUAAUUUUGGUAUUCGAGGAACUCAUGGAACGAUAACAGUUUGGCAUAAACAAGCGAACAAAUAUUAAACUUUAGAUUAAAAAUUCGAGUAAGAAUUUUUGUUAUUACUAAUUUUUUUAUAGGAAUAUUGUAUUAUAUUUACUUGGUAUAAAUAUGACCAGUACUGUGUAUGUAUAUAUGUCUAUGAGUAGAUGUUCAAUAUAAUUAAAUAUUCUUCAGAAAUGAAGAGUAGUGUACUAAAACUAA
Molecule: messenger RNA, 1413 nt
Organism: Anastrepha obliqua
Lineage: Eukaryota; Metazoa; Arthropoda; Insecta; Diptera; Tephritidae
Gene: Ipk2
Product: inositol polyphosphate multikinase
Exons: 1
Coding region: 181-1203 (340 amino acids)
Biological process (GO): inositol phosphate biosynthetic process
Cellular component (GO): cytoplasm; nucleus
Molecular function (GO): inositol tetrakisphosphate kinase activity; inositol-1,4,5-trisphosphate 3-kinase activity
Source: RefSeq, a predicted model, not a curated record